Molecule: messenger RNA, 3710 nt
Organism: Arvicola amphibius (Eurasian water vole)
Lineage: Eukaryota; Metazoa; Chordata; Mammalia; Rodentia; Cricetidae
Product: tetratricopeptide repeat protein 30B
Exons: 1
Coding region: 1051-3045 (664 amino acids)
Biological process (GO): intraciliary transport
Cellular component (GO): intraciliary transport particle B; axonemal microtubule
Molecular function (GO): intraciliary transport particle B binding; protein binding
Source: RefSeq, a predicted model, not a curated record
CCAAAAUGAUAAUAGAGAACCUAGAGACCCAUUCUAAAUAGAUGGGAAAAGAAAAAAAAAAAGAAUAAUAUCUGCCUAGAGAUGUUCAAAUUAAGAGUAUGGGUAUAGGAAAGGAGUUGGCAAUGUGUUCCUCUUUUAUCUUAAAACAAAUCCAAAUUUCAGCCAACUCAGUCAUACCCAACACCAUUACAAACUUGAGAAGUAGACUGAUGGUGUCUCUGACAAAAACUCCGCAGUGUUUGGUGGAGUUUGGACUCUAACUUCUCAACUUUAGAGGGUUAGAAAAGUAAAACAUAGGGAGGGGGAAAUGUUAGCUUUCAUGUUUUUCCUUGGAGACGGAAAAAAACCAAAGCCGCGUUUCAGCAAUUCAAGCAACAACUUACAUUCUUAACAGUCGUCAUCUAAGAAAAAGGGGGUGAGGGAUACUUAAAUCUAAAGCAGAGCCAGUCACAAUGCAGACACUUCUUUGCCCUCCCUCGAACGAAAUGAACGAAAUACGCCAGUCCAUGCUUGCUAACGUUCUCAGAAAGUGGACUUUAGAGCAGCUGGCGAGAAUAUACUGAAUUACCGAAUUCCAGUGAUGACGCGCGUCACAAUCGCUAAGCGACUCGAAACGACACGGAACAGCUAACGUUGGCAUCUCAAGGAACCUUCACCCGCAAACUACUUCACCUUCAAAAGGAAGCAGGCAGAGCAUAGAAACAGGCACGGAUGACCUAUCCUACAGAACAGGCAGAGACACCCAAUCCCCGAAACACGUCAAACAGGAGAAACUACAUCUCCCAGAAUGUAGAGCGAACAAGAACCCGGUGCAUGGUGGGACGUGCAGUGGCGCUGUCUGAAAGGCCUAGGGAAGUUUCCUGUUCAGGCCCCACUGCCUUUCCAUACACUAGAGUGUUUCAAAAAUAAGCCAGAAGUUGCUAAAACCGCGCCGGCAGGUCGCUGUUAUUCACAACAUGAUACUUCUGCAGCAAAGUAGUUUCUGAACAACUUCCGUUUCCGGUUGGCCCAUUGCCUUGGAAACGAGGAUGCACAACAAUCUGGGAGAAGAUGGCGGGGCUGAGCAGCUCGCAGAUCCCCGACGGUGAGUUCACGACCGUGGUCUACCGGCUCAUCCGCGACUUCCGCUACUCAGAGGCGGUGCAGCUGCUGGCCGCCGAGCUGCAGAGGAGCCCCCGCAGCCGCGCCGGGCUGUCGCUGCUGGCCUACUGCUACUACCGCCUGCAGGAGUUCGAGCUCGCUGCAGAGUGCUAUGAGCAGCUGAGCCAGAUGCACCCGGAACUCGAGCAGUACCGCCUCUACCAGGCCCAGGCGCUGUACAAGGCCUGCCUGUAUCCCGAGGCCACGCGGGUCGCCUUCCUCCUGGACAACCCCACCUAUCAGACUCGCGUCCUUCGUCUCCAGGCUGCUAUCAAGUACAGCGAGGGCGACCUGCCAGGAGCCAGGAGCCUGGUGGAGCAGCUGCUGAGUGGGGAGGCUGGAGAAGACAGUGGAGGGGAGAAUGAUUAUGAUGGCCAGAUCAACCUGGGCUGUCUGCUCUACAAGGAGGGACACUAUGAAGCUGCCUGCUCCAAGUUCUCAGCGGCCCUGCAGGCCUCUGGCUACCAGCCUGACCUUUCCUACAACCUGGCUUUGGCAUAUUACAGCAGUCGUCAGUAUGCCCCUGCUCUAAAGCACAUCGCUGACAUCAUUGAGAGAGGCAUCCGUCAGCACCCAGAGCUAGGUGUGGGCAUGACCACCGAAGGCAUAGAUGUCCGAAGUGUUGGCAACACCGUAGUCCUUCACCAGACGGCACUGGUCGAAGCCUUCAACCUCAAGGCAGCCAUAGAGUACCAGCUGAGAAACUACGAGGCCGCCCAGGAAGCCCUCACUGACAUGCCGCCCAGGGCAGAGGAAGAGUUGGACCCUGUGACCCUGCACAACCAGGCUCUGAUGAACAUGGAUGCCAGACCUACGGAGGGGUUUGAGAAGCUCCAGUUCCUGCUCCAGCAGAACCCCUUUCCCCCAGAGACCUUCGGCAACCUGCUGCUGCUCUACUGUAAAUAUGAGUACUUUGACCUGGCAGCUGAUGUCCUGGCAGAGAAUGCCCAUUUGACGUACAAGUUCCUCACGCCCUAUCUCUAUGACUUCUUGGAUGCCAUGAUCACUUGCCAGACGGCUCCUGAAGAGGCUUUCAUAAAGCUGGAUGGGCUAGCUGGCAUGCUGACUGAGCAGCUCAGGAGACUCACCAUACAAGUGCAGGAUGCAAGACACAACAGAGAUGAUGAAUCUGCUAAAAAGGCGGUGAAUGAAUACGAUGAAACUCUCGAGAAGUAUAUCCCUGUCCUGAUGGCCCAGGCAAAAAUCUACUGGAAUCUUGAAAACUAUCCCAUGGUGGAGAAAAUCUUCCGCAAAUCUGUGGAAUUCUGCAACGACCAUGAUGUGUGGAAGCUGAAUGUGGCCCACGUUCUCUUCAUGCAGGAAAACAAGUACAAAGAGGCCAUCGGCUUCUAUGAGCCCAUCGUCAAGAAGAACUACGACAACAUUCUGAGCGUCAGCGCCAUUGUCCUAGCCAACCUCUGCGUCUCCUACAUCAUGACAAGUCAGAAUGAGGAAGCCGAGGAGCUGAUGAGGAAGAUUGAGAAGGAGGAAGAGCAACUCUCAUAUGGUGACCCAGACAAGAAAAUCUACCACCUCUGCAUUGUGAACUUGGUGAUAGGAACCCUCUAUUGUGCCAAAGGAAACUAUGACUUUGGUAUCUCCAGGGUUAUCAAAAGCCUGGAGCCUUACCAUAAAAAGCUAGGAACUGACACGUGGUAUUAUGCCAAAAGAUGCUUCCUGUCCUUGCUAGAAAACAUGUCAAAACAUACGAUCAUGCUGAGGGACACUGUUGUUCAAGAAUGUGUCCAGUUUCUAGAGCACUGUGAACUGUAUGGCAGAAACAUCCCUGCUGUUAUAGAACAGCCUUUGGAGGAAGAGAGAAUGCACAGUGGAAAGAAUACAGUCACGUAUGAGUCGAGAAAAUUAAGGGCUCUGAUUUAUGAGAUCAUUGGAUGGAAUGUGUAAUUAAUUAAGGCCGGCAAUGACUUUUAUCAUAAUGACUUUAUAUGUAAAUUUUCAAUUUUACCUGUAUCUAGUUUUUGCUAUUUGUGAGACUUUGUACAUUUUAGUGUAAUACAAACACUGUUAACUGUAACCUGCCCUUUUAAAUUACCCAUCAAGUGUAGGAACGGAGAAAGAUGUGUCUAUCAUGUUUUUAACUUUCUGGUCUGAUGUAUCUUGGGCGUAUUUGUACUAAUAUUAUCGAAACCACACACUAAGUUCGGAACCUAGUACAAUGUAAUUAAUGUCUUUUAGGAAUCAUUCCAGGGAUUGUGUCUUCUCUUUGCACAACUCCCAUGUUUUUAUUCUUAUUUUUUGGUUUUUCGAGUCAGGGUUUUUCUGCAGCUUUAGAGCCUGUCCUAGAACUAGCUCUUGUAGACCAGGCUGGUCUCGAACUCCAGAGAUCCGCCUGCCUCUGCCUCCCGAGUGCUGGGAUUAAAGGCGUGCGCCACCACCGCCCAGUAACUCCCAUGUUUUUAUAGAGAAUUUAGAGUAUCAGUUUUCUAAUAUAGUAUUUUGUGCAGAUUAAGUUCCCUAGGCAAUAAAUUGUUUUGCUAGUGUGCAAGAUUCAGUAGAUUCACGUAACGAACUACAACAUGAAUAAAUACUACAAAUAUUGUAAAAGAAAA